This is a messenger RNA of Indicator indicator, 1071 nucleotides long. RefSeq names its product platelet activating factor receptor (gene PTAFR). Gene Ontology annotation, molecular function: G protein-coupled purinergic nucleotide receptor activity; platelet activating factor receptor activity. Lineage: Eukaryota; Metazoa; Chordata; Aves; Piciformes; Indicatoridae. The transcript has a single exon. The record is from RefSeq and is a predicted model, not a curated record. The coding region runs from base 10 to 1071 and encodes 353 amino acids. Gene Ontology annotation, biological process: G protein-coupled receptor signaling pathway; chemotaxis. Gene Ontology annotation, cellular component: membrane.
AGCACCACAAUGUCUGGAAAGGGUAAGGCUGGUGCUGAAGGUGCUGCUGACUCCUACAUUUCAUGCCACAUAGACUCUGAGUUUCGCUACAACCUCUUCACUGUUUUCUACAGCAUCAUUUUCAUCCUGGGCUUUGCUGCCAACUGCUACGUGCUGUGGAUCUUCAGCCGCAUCUACCCCACCAAGAAGCUGAAUGAGAUCAAGAUAUUCAUGGUGAACCUGACGGUGGCUGACCUGCUCUUCCUGGUGACGAUGCCCAUGUGGAUCGUGUACUAUCACCACCAUGGGGACUGGAUCAUGCCCGAGUUCCUCUGCAGCAUGGCUGGCUGUUUGUUUUUCGUGAACACCUACUCCUCCGUUGCCUUUCUGAUGGUCAUCACCUACAACCGUUACCAGGCCGUGACCAACCCCAUCAAAGCUGCUCAGUUCACCACCCAGAGAAGAGGAAUCUACUUAUCAGCAGCUAUCUGGAUCAUCAUAGUGGGCAGCUCUUUGUAUUACCUCUUUGACAACAACACUAACCAGGAGGAGGUUGGCUCCAAGAAUUUCACGCGGUGCUUCGAGCGCUACGACUCCUCUGGCAGCGUCUCAGCAGUGCUUGCCAUUCACGUCAUCAUCUGCAUCCUCUUCUACAUCAUCUUCCUCUUCAUACUGGGCUGGAACAUCAUCAUCAUCAGGACCCUGUUCUCCAAAUCAGGGCAGCCACGGAAGAGUGCCCACGUCAAGCAGAGGGCACUCUGGAUGGUCUGCACAGUGCUGGCAGUGUUCAUCAUCAGCUUUGUGCCUCAUCACAUCGUGGACUUGCCCUGGACCCUGACUGUCCUGGAGCAGUGGAAAAAGGAGAACUGUCAGCUGCGCCAACAGCUCAACGAUGCUCACCAGGUGACUCUGUGCCUUUUGAGCACAAACUGUGUGCUGGACCCUAUCAUCUACUGCUUCCUCACCAAGAAGUUCCAGAAGCACGUUUCAGAGAACCUGAAAAGCAUGAAAGGGAGCCGCAAGUGCUCCAGGCAGACCACAGACACAGUGAUUGAGGGAACCAUUCACCAGGAGGAUGCCAUUGGGAUCUAG